Fusarium vanettenii 77-13-4 is the source of this 576-nucleotide messenger RNA. RefSeq lists its product as uncharacterized. The annotation marks the transcript as partial. The record is from RefSeq and is a predicted model, not a curated record. The transcript has a single exon. NCBI's taxonomy places the organism in Eukaryota, Fungi, Ascomycota, Sordariomycetes, Hypocreales, Nectriaceae.
ACGACGACGACGCCCCAAUCUACGAGCACUACGACCACCGUAACCAAUGGUAUCGUCACACCUUCCCCAACGCAAGGCGCGAUCGCGAAGAACUGCGACAAGUUCCACUUUGUACAAAAAGACGAAACAUGCAAGCAGCUAGCCGCCCGCUACGGCAUCUCGGUGCAGCAGUUUUACGAAUGGAAUCCCUCCGUCGGGGCAAACUGCGAAACUCUAUGGCUCGCCAACGCCUGCGUUCACACAAUCGGCUACGUCUACCCCGUGACCGCGAACUGCUACACCACAAACGACAACUUGCUCUGGGGAGACAACAGGCCUGCCGCGGUCACCAGCGUGGGAUACUGGUGCGACGGAAACUCCGACAAGGAUGGGGUCGGCGCUUACACUCCCAACCAAGUCAAGACUGGGUGCUAUAACGCUCCCUUCGGCAACAUCAAGAUAGGGUUCUGGUUGCGCAACGAGUUUGGCAUCGACAUGUCCCUGUCGCGGGACAAGUGUAACCAGCUAGUCAAGAUGGCUGUCGAACGUUGCGACCGCGGAGGGUAUCUCUCCUUGGAGAGCUGGUUUGUCAUGUAA